This is a messenger RNA of Lodderomyces theae, 1998 nucleotides long. It is a transcript of the gene ACS2, whose product is annotated as acetate--CoA ligase. The transcript has a single exon. The record is from RefSeq and is a predicted model, not a curated record. Gene Ontology annotation, cellular component: cytosol. Lineage: Eukaryota; Fungi; Ascomycota; Pichiomycetes; Serinales; Debaryomycetaceae. Bases 1 to 1998 code for a protein of 665 amino acids. Gene Ontology annotation, molecular function: acetyl-CoA synthetase activity; AMP binding.
AUGACAGUUAAAGCAACCCACAAUGUGGUCCAUGAAGCCAACGGUGUAGAUUUCAGAGAAACACCAGCACAAUUCUUUGCCAGGCAGCCAAACAAGGGUCCGGUCGCAGACUUGCUGCACUAUAGAGAAUUGUACCAGAAGUCAAUUGCUGAUCCUGAAGGAUUUUUCGGUCCAUUGGCCAAGGAACUCUUAACUUGGGACAAGGAUUUCCACAAAAUCAAGUCGGGAAGCUUGAAAGAUGGUGACGCAGCUUGGUUCUUGGGUGGUGAAUUGAAUGCCUCGUUCAAUUGUGUUGAUAGACACGCAUUUGCCAAUCCUGAUAAGCCAGCAUUGAUUUACGAGGCUGACGACGAAAAGGAUUCGUAUAUUGUUACUUAUGGUGAAUUGUUGAGGGAAGUGUCCAAAGUAGCUGGUGUUUUGCAAAGUUGGGGUGUUGGAAAAGGCGACACUGUUGCUAUUUACUUGCCAAUGAAUGCGCAGGCCAUUAUUGCGAUGUUGGCUGUCACCAGACUAGGUGCUGCUCAUUCAGUAAUCUUUGCUGGUUUCUCAUCUGGUUCUAUAAAGGAUAGAGUGAAUGACGCUAGUUGUAAAGCAUUGAUUACUUGUGAUGAAGGAAAGAGAGGUGGUAAAACCAUCAACAUCAAGAAAUUGUGUGAUGACGCAUUGGUCAAUUGUCCAAGUGUUGAGAAAGUCUUGGUCUACAAAAGAACAGGCAAUGAGGAGAUCAAAUUGAAGGAAGGUAGGGAUUUCUAUUGGGAUUUGGAAACUGCUAAAUUCCCAGGCUACAUCCCUCCAGUCCCAGUAAACUCGGAAGACCCAUUAUUCUUGUUAUACACCUCGGGGUCAACUGGUACACCAAAGGGAGUUGUCCACACCACUGCAGGAUACCUAUUAGGAGCGGCAAUGACCACAAAGUACAUAUUCGACGUCCAAAAAGAAGAUAUACUUUUCACUGCUGGUGAUGUCGGUUGGAUCACUGGGCAUACCUACGCUCUUUACGGACCAUUGUUGUUGGGUGUUCCAUCGGUUAUUUUUGAAGGUACUCCAGCCUACCCAAACUACGGCAGAUUUUGGCAAAUUGUUGAAAAACACAAGGCCACCCACUUUUAUGUUGCCCCUACUGCUUUAAGGUUGUUGCGUAAGGCUGGUGAAGAGGAAAUUUCCAAGUACGAUUUAUCCUCCUUGAGAACAUUGGGUUCAGUUGGGGAACCAAUUUCUCCUGAUAUCUGGGAAUGGUACAAUGAACAUGUAGGAAAGAAUGAGUGCCACAUUUCCGACACCUAUUGGCAAACUGAAUCAGGAUCACAUUUGAUUGCUCCAAUUGCUGGUGUGACUCCAAACAAGCCGGGAUCCGCCUCAUAUCCAUUNGCAGCAUUGAUUGAUCCUGUUAGUGGAGUUGAAAUUGAAGGAAAUGACGUUGAAGGUGUCUUGGUUGUCAAGGACCAUUGGCCAUCAAUGGCAAGAACCGUGUACAGGAACCACACUAAAUACAUGGACACUUAUAUGAAUCCAUACCCAGGUUACUAUUUCACCGGAGAUGGUGCCGCAAGGGAUCAUGAUGGAUUUUAUUGGAUCAGAGGAAGGGUUGAUGAUGUUGUCAAUGUUAGUGGACACAGAUUAUCCACUGCUGAGAUUGAAGCAGCCUUGAUUGAGGAUUCCAGGGUCGGUGAAGCAGCCGUUGUUGGUAUCAAUGAUGACUUGACUGGCCAAGCUGUGAUUGCCUUUGUUGCCUUGAAGGAAGAAACUAGUGAUGAGACUGCACUUAGGAAAGAGUUGAUUUUGCAAGUCAGAAAAGUCAUUGGACCUUUCGCUGCGCCAAAAGCUGUAAUUAUUGUGAAUGAUUUGCCCAAAACUAGAUCAGGUAAAAUCAUGAGAAGAAUUUUGAGAAAGAUCAGCUCCAACGAAGCUGACCAAUUGGGAGAUAUUACUACAUUAUCGAAUCCACAAUCCGUUGAAGGUAUCAUCAAAGCAUUUGGUUUACAAUUUGGUAAAAAGUAG